AUGAGCUCUCGCUUCAAGAGUCUAGGCUUCGGUUCCAAACGAAAGAGUAGCGCCAACAUCCAGAACAACUCCGCCGCCUCGCCCAACGGUUCCACCUCCACCGCUGGCACUCCCCCUCCCCCCAAUUCCUCUCAGACCAGCUUGCAGCAGCCUCCCAUGAACCAGCCUGGUGCUCCUGGUCGUCCUCCAAGCUACUCUUACAACACCGUUGCUGGCCGUCCCCAAAGUCCCAUGCCCCCGCCCGGCCAAAAUCAAAUGGCUCAUCAUCCUCCUCCCAUCGACACCUCGCGCGGUUAUGGCGCACCAGCUCAGCAAAUGGGGCCUCCGCAGCCUCCUGGCUACGGUGGUGCCUAUGGCCAACAGCCCAUGCCUCCUCAGCCCGGUAUGCAACACAUGGCAAAUCAGUAUGGCCCUCCUCGUCCUGCCGAAGUCGAGGGCGCGGGUCGCAGCAGCAAGGCUCAAUUGAUAGUCGGUAUUGAUUUUGGCACAACUUUCUCUGGCGUUGCUUUUGCCUUUGCGACCAACACUGAAGCCAAAGAAGACAUCAUCACCGAGUGGCCUGGUGCCGGCAACCAGACGAAACAAAAGAUUCCUACCGUCCUCUACUACGAUCAAUACCAGAAAGUUGUGGGCUGGGGUCCUGAUAUCGCCGAUGCUCUAGCUCCCACCGGUUAUCCCAAGCCUGGGGUCCAGAAAGUCGAAUGGUUCAAACUUCAACUCAUGCUUUCGGGCAAUACUUACAUAGAUCCCAUCAACCUUCCGCCACUCCCUCCUGGGAAGUCCGAAAUCGAUGUCGCCGCCGACUAUCUCUUCAAGCUGAGGCAGGCAAUGAGAGUCCAAUUACAAAAGACUCUGGGUGAGGUCUUCAACCGAGAAGAACGCAACAUUCGAUAUUUCUUGACCGUCCCGGCCAUCUGGAACGACGCUGGGAAGGCGGCAACCAGGGCUGCUGCAAUUCAAGCUGGCUUUAUCCGAGACGAGAAUGACAAUCGACUGACCCUCAUCACCGAACCCGAAGCUGCCGCCAUGUUCUGCUCAAAGACUGGUCUUCUCAACCUCAAAAUCCACGAUGCCGUUUUAAUUGUUGACUGUGGUGGUGGCACAGUCGAUUUGAUCGCAUAUGAAGUCGAGGAAGAGACUCCAUUCACCGUUGCUGAAUGUACCGCAGGUAGUGGGGAUUCCUGCGGUUCUACUGCUCUAAAUCGAAACUUCUCCAACAUCCUCCGAGCAAAAAUCAGAAAAAUGAAAUUACCUGAUGGCUCCAAGACAGCUGGCAGAGUCUAUGCCAAAUGUAUCAUGGACUUUGAAAACAGAAUAAAGGCCGAUUUCCGCAACAAUGGUCAAAAAUGGGCUGUCGAUGUCGGUAUCGAGGCUGAAUUCCCCGAAGCCGGUAUCGAAGAAGGCUACAUGACCUUUACCAACGAGGAGAUUCUGCAAUGUUUCGAGCCUGUGGUCAAUCGAAUUCUCGAGCUGGUUCGAAAUCAAAUCAUUGCCAUUCAAGCUCAAAACAGAGCAUUACAGAAUGUGCUUGUGGUUGGUGGGUUCGGCGCUUCAGAAUAUCUCUUCCAACAAAUCAAACUCCACGUGCCUCCGCAAUUCCAGUCCAAGGUCGUUCGACCCAUGGAUUCCGUCGCUGCAAUUGUUAAAGGUGCUGUCACUGCAGGUAUCACCGAAAAGGUUAUUACUUCUCGUGUUGCCCGACGACAUUAUCUCAUGGCAACCUUACAACCUUUCAAGGAGGGUCAUCAUCCCGAGCAAUAUCGUGUGCCAAGUUUGGAUGGAAAAGACAGGUGCAAGUAUACCAGACAAAUCUUUGUCCAAAAGGGCGAAAGAGUCAAGAUUGGCGAACCCGUCAAAGUCUCCUUCUUCCGACAAGUCGCUCCAGGUGCUACACUCAUGUAUGAGGAUAUCCUAUACGCUUGCGACGAAGAUGUUUGUCCCGAAUAUACAAAAGAUCCUCGAAUCAAGGAAGUGGUCACUCUUACUUCGGACCUCUCAAGAAAGAAUCUCGAAAAAGACUUCGAACGCAUGGAUACACCUCAAGGAACCUUCUACCGUGUCUACUUUGACAUUUAUUUGACGCUCGAUGGAUCCGAGUUUAAUGCAGAAUUGGUUUGCCAAGGCGAGGUCAUGGGCAGGUGCAGUGCCAGGUUUAGAUAG
Molecule: messenger RNA, 2160 nt
Organism: Exophiala aquamarina CBS 119918
Lineage: Eukaryota; Fungi; Ascomycota; Eurotiomycetes; Chaetothyriales; Herpotrichiellaceae
Exons: 4
Coding region: 1-2160 (719 amino acids)
Molecular function (GO): ATP-dependent protein folding chaperone; ATP binding
Source: RefSeq, a predicted model, not a curated record